This is a messenger RNA of Lactuca sativa (garden lettuce), 1620 nucleotides long. Its product is annotated as pyruvate dehydrogenase E1 component subunit alpha-3, chloroplastic. The record is from RefSeq and is a predicted model, not a curated record. Gene Ontology annotation, molecular function: pyruvate dehydrogenase (acetyl-transferring) activity. Gene Ontology annotation, cellular component: intracellular membrane-bounded organelle. Gene Ontology annotation, biological process: pyruvate decarboxylation to acetyl-CoA. Lineage: Eukaryota; Viridiplantae; Streptophyta; Magnoliopsida; Asterales; Asteraceae.
ACUUGAGAGUUGGGUGGACAUCUUUCGUCUACAGAUCAAACCAACGCCACAUUUCCCCUCUUUGUCUCUCUUUUCUCGUUCUCUCCGCCUCUCUCCCUGUAUAUUUAUUCAUCUCCCCCAUUUCAAUUCCUAACCCCAAAGCUAUUGCAGCUUAGCUUAGCUGACAAUGGCUUUCUCUGGAAGCAAGAUGAUUAUCCAGCCCCUCUCUCACUCUCUCCACGCCACUAGCAGAUCAGACAACCCGCUUCUCUCCGAUCCCUUUAGUAAGGCCGCUAAGCCCAUCACCACUUCAUCCCCUUUCCUUGGAUCAACUCGAACCCUCCGACUCAAUCAAUCCGUUGCAACUGCUCAACGUCAAGCUGCUUCCCGAAUCGUUGCUGUCUCCGAUGUUUUCAAGGAAAAGAAGCUCAAAUCCAAAACCAAUCUCCUGCUGACGAAAGAAGAAGGUUUAGAAGUAUACGAGGACAUGAUAUUGGGCAGAGCUUUCGAGGACAUGUGUGCCCAGAUGUAUUACAGAGGGAAAAUGUUUGGUUUUGUCCAUUUAUACAACGGGCAAGAAGCUGUUUCCUCAGGAUUCAUCAAGCUGUUGAAGAAAGAGGACAGUGUUGUGAGCACCUAUCGUGAUCAUGUUCAUGCUCUGAGCAAGGGGGUGCCAGCACGUGCUGUGAUGAGCGAGCUGUUUGGGAAGAAAACAGGGUGUUGCCGAGGUCAGGGUGGAUCCAUGCACAUGUUCUCUGCUGAACACAAUGUGCUUGGUGGGUUUGCCUUUAUAGGAGAAGGCAUCCCGGUUGCGACUGGUGCAGCAUUCAGUAGCAAGUACAGGAGGGAAGUGUUGAAGGAAGCGGAUUGUGAUCAUGUGACAUUGGCGUUCUUUGGAGAUGGGACUUGCAACAAUGGGCAGUUCUUUGAGUGCUUGAACAUGGCGGCUCUAUGGAAACUGCCCAUCAUAUUUGUGGUGGAGAACAAUCUUUGGGCAAUUGGGAUGUCCCAUCUGCGUUCAACUUCAGAUCCAGAAAUCUGGAAGAAGGGCCCCGCUUUUGGGAUGCCAGGUGUCCAUGUUGAUGGCAUGGAUGUGUUGAAGGUCAGGGAGGUAGCAAAGGAGGCUAUUGGAAGGGCUCGGAGAGGGGAAGGCCCCACUUUGGUUGAGUGUGAGACUUACAGAUUUAGAGGACACUCUUUGGCUGAUCCUGAUGAGCUUCGUGACCCAGCUGAGAAGGCACAUUAUGCAGCACGAGAUCCAAUAACAGGAUUAAAGAGGUAUCUGAUUGAAAACAAACUGGCGAGUGAAGCAGAUUUGAAGGCAAUAGAGAAGAAGAUAGAUGAGGUGGUUGAAGAAGCUGUGGAGUUUGCAGAUGAAAGCCCUGCUCCUUCAAGAAGCCAACUGCUGGAAAACGUGUUUGCUGAUCCAAGAGGCUUUGGAAUUGGACCUGAUGGCAGUUACAGGUGUGAGGACCCCAAGUUUACUCAAGGCACUGCUCAGGUCUAAUUAUGGAUAUGUCUCUUUUCUUUCUUUCUUUUAAUUCACCUCACCUCACCUCUUGUCUUUGUCCGCCACCCAGAUUGAUAUUGCUGCUUAUGUAACAUUACAGCAGUUCUUGAAUCAUGAUUGUAGUUGUGUUU